AGGAAGGGGUAUGAAAAGUAAGUAGUGAUGACUCAAAUCUAGUAUUCCAGAAACAUCUUUUAGCGAAAGCAACCUAAUUAUAAAAGACUCGAGGAAGAAGAAGAAAAAGAAGGGUUUCGUGUUCUUCACAAAGUAAAGCUAUUUGAAAGAUGGCGGAGCACUUAGCUUCUAUAUUCGGAACGGAGAAGGAUCGAGUGAAUUGUCCUUUCUACUUCAAAAUCGGCGCUUGCCGUCACGGAGAUCGAUGCUCGCGUCUCCACACCAAGCCUAGCAUCAGCCCUACGCUUCUCCUUUCGAACAUGUAUCAGCGUCCCGAUAUGAUUACUCCUGGUGUUGAUGUCUAUGGUAACCAUAUUGAACCGCGUAAGAUGCAGCAACACUUCGAGGAAUUUUAUGAGGAUCUGUUUGAGGAGCUGAACAAAUAUGGUGAGAUUGAGAGUCUGAACAUCUGUGACAAUAUCUCUGACCACUUGGUUGGUAAUGUGUAUGUGCAGUUUCGAGAAGAAGAGCAGGCAGGAAAGGCGCUUCGGAAUCUUCAAGGAAGAUUCUAUGCAGGUCGUCCGAUCAUUGUUGACUUCUCCCCUGUCACCGACUUCCGUGAAGCUACUUGUCGACAGUACGAGGAAGAUACUUGCAAACGUGGUGGAUACUGCAACUUUAUGCACCUGAAAACAAUUAGCAGUGGAUUGAGGAGGCAGUUAUAUGGAAGAUACAAAAACAGGCAUAGUCGUAGCAGAAGUAGGAGCCCUUACAGGCAUCGUAGUCAUGAAGAUCGCUCUCAUGAAAGGCAUAGCCGCAGUAGAAGGCAUGAUGAAGAUGAUGAUAGUGAGAGCCGUAGCAGGAGCAGAAGAUACAGGAGCAAGAGUCCUCGCCACAGAAGAGGACGGAGGAGUAGGAGCACAAGUAGAAGUCCUGGUGGAAGGAGACAGAGGAGUCCUGUUAGGGAUGGGAGUGAGGAAAGACGUGCCAGGAUUGAGCAAUGGAACAGGGAGAAAGGAGAGCAAGAAAGUGCAAAUAACAGGGCAAAUGACAAUUGCAGCGAUGGGUACAUGAAGAAGGACGAUUAUCAUCAGGAGCCGUCCUUUCAACAAGAAGGCUAUUGAUACCACCAAUCAUAUCUGGUCAGUUCAAAAUUUCUUUCCCAUAUGUCUCGACAAUCCUUAGAGGUAGAUUCAGUUAGGUAUCCAGCUCACAGCCCAUUUUCCGCUGUGCAGGUUUGUGCAGGGUCAGAAACUGUGAUUAAAAUUAUAUAGUUUGCUUAGUUUCAAUUGAUUGGGUUAGUGCUGACAACUUUUUCUGUGGAAGUCAUGCAUGUUGGUAGUCGUAGUAGUCCUUGCAUAUGCUUCCUUGCUUUCCCUGCAACGAUGUGAACCACCCUAAAUUUAUGUUUUGCUCUUGCGAAACCAAUCUCAGUUUUCCUUAUUGUUUUCAUCAGAUCAACUAUCUUAGUAGUCCGUUUUUUCCCCUGUGUUUUUGUGGGUUCGUUCAUACUUCACUAAUAAUUAAUAAAUCAUUCUGUUCAUGCUUAGUUUGGGUAUGAAUUCGAAACCUUGUUUGUUACUCAUAGUCAUAGUGUUGUAUCAUUGUGUAUGUCUUUGCGUUGUUUGGGUGCGUAUCUAUAGUGCAUGUAGAAUUUUGUUUGUUACAGUCAGGGCAAUAUGACAAGUGCAAGUUGGGAAUAAAGCGAAUACAACCAUAUCUCUCUGUACUGUUCUGGUCAUCUUAUCUCCAACUCUUAUUUUUUGUCCCAUAUCUCUGGUUUUGCUUUUGUGUGCUUACGAUUUGUGAAGAUUUUUGCAGGUUCAGGUUUGGCCUUGUAGGAAAGAUAGGUGCAAAAAGGUUUGUUAACAAUCUGCGGACUUUGUUUUACAGGUUUUAAUGGUGGCUUGAAGAUUUGUGUUUGAAAAGAUUUGCAGAUGCUAAGACUCUUGGAUUCAUGGUGGCUUGAAGAUUUAUUUUCCGUUUGUGUUUUGAAUUUUCUGACUUAGUUCUUCUUGGCUUUGUAUGGAUAUUAUUUUAUACUUUUGGAUUUGGACGUUUAGUGUGAUUUGUCUAAAUGGAUCUUACGGUUUGGUUAAGGUGUUUUCAACUCGA
Messenger RNA from Camelina sativa (false flax), 2094 nucleotides. Its product is annotated as splicing factor U2af small subunit B. Gene Ontology annotation, molecular function: metal ion binding; RNA binding. Lineage: Eukaryota; Viridiplantae; Streptophyta; Magnoliopsida; Brassicales; Brassicaceae. The record is from RefSeq and is a predicted model, not a curated record. Gene Ontology annotation, cellular component: U2AF complex. Gene Ontology annotation, biological process: mRNA splicing, via spliceosome.